AUGACGACAGAGAGCAAAGUGCCUUCGGAAGGAACGCUGAGUCGUUACGACAGACUCACCGUUCUUAAGAAACUCUUCCACAACAAAUGCUCUACUCCAGGCCCUCUUUUUACACCUCCUAACCCUUCCUCCCUCCCUCUCUCUGUUUCUUUCUUUAUAAGAGUCUUUCUACUCUUUCGUUCACUUUCUCCUUUGCACUACUAUUCGCGACUCUGCGCCAAUAUCUUGAGUUGUCUGAUAAAAUGUCACCGUCUCCGACCUAAAACACCAACUUGCCGUGUAUCUAACCUCCUCCAUCAACUGACCUCCCUCUACACCCCGAGUCUGUCUAGAGGCCACUCAGAGUAUAUCUACUACCUCUGUGUGAUGGCUUUCCUUCUUAAUGGAGGUCUCUCUCUCUCGAUUCUUCUAUCUCCAUCUUUCCCUUCCCCCUCUCUCUCUCUCUCUCUCUCACUCAGUCCUUCUAUCUGCAUCUCUCUCUUCUCCUCUGACCUUCCACACUAUCUCUCUCACUUUCAAUCUUUCUAUCUCAACUCUCUCUUUCUCCUCUCCCCUCCCCACUCUCUCUCUCACUCUCAAUCCUUCUAUCUCCAUCUCUCUCUUCCUCUCUCUCCUUCCCACUCUCUCUCACUCUCAAUCCUUCUAUCUCCAUCUCUCUCUUUUCCCACUCUCUCUGUUACUCUGAAUCAUUCUAUCUCCAUUUCUUUCUUCCCGUCUCUCUUUUCCACUCUCUCCAUCUCUCACUCUCAAUCUUUCUAUCUCUCUAUUUCUCUCUUUCUCCCCACUCUCUUGCCCCUUCACUCUCUCAAUCCUUCUAUCUAUAUCUCUCUCUUUCCCCUCUCUCCUUCCUACUCUCUCUCUCACUCUCAAUCUUUCUAUCUUCAUUUCUCCCUUUCCCUCUCUCCUUCCCCCACUCUCUCUCUCUUUCUCUCAAUCCUUCUAUCCCCCUCUCUCUCCUUCUCUUGUCUCUCCUCUCCCUCUCUAUCCCUCACUCCCUCUCAUUCUAUCCCUCUCCUCACUGUGUGUGUGCGUCUUCACCAUCGGAACUGA
Messenger RNA from Acanthosepion pharaonis, 1050 nucleotides. The record is from the annotation of a GenBank genome assembly. Lineage: Eukaryota; Metazoa; Mollusca; Cephalopoda; Sepiida; Sepiidae.